AUGAGGUAUUAUGUCAAAAAAUUUCACUUGACGAAAAUUGCCAAUGGGGUCAACAAGGUGGUGCGGGAAUACAAAGUGGAAGAUAAUAGGAAAGUGAUCACUGUCACCCAAAUCCGGAGACAGACCAAGUGUAAUCAAAGUGCAAUUGGUACGGGUGGAGCAGAUAGAAAGUUUAAUGCAAGAGAGACACUGAGUGCAGGUCCUUCACAACUCAUCCCAUUAACAGAAUAUUUGCCCAACUCAAUUUUCAAUUGUACCCAAGGAACAAUCUUUGAUAAUUCUAUUAACUCAUGUGCAAUCCCACUCAAAUCUGUUGAUGAAGGAAUCACAGGUUACCGGGAUGAUAGCUUGGAGACAGUUCAGCGAAAUGAACAACAGUAUGAAAUCCCUCUCAAGAUAGUCUCUUAUGAGGAGUUGUAUGGAUGGACAAUGGACCGUAUUGUAAAGAAGAUUGGCCGAAAAAGUAAUUGCACAUUUUGUGGUGUGUUUAGAAGACAAGCAUUGGACCGAGGAGCAAGUUUACUGAAGGUUGAUAAAAUUGUGACUGGACACAAUGCUGAUGAUAUUGCUGAGACAGUCUUAAUGAAUAUUCUGCGAGGUGACAUUGCCAGACUUCAACGGUGUACUGCAAUAGUAACUGGUUCUGAAGGUGCAAUCCCAAGAUCCAAGCCAUUUAAGUAUACAUAUGAGAAGGAGAUUGUUAUGUAUGCAUAUUUUAAGAAGCUGGAUUAUUUCUCCACUGAAUGCAUUUAUUCACCAAAUACUUAUCGUGGGUAUGCCAGAGCAUUCCUGAAGGAUUUGGAAAAGAUUAGGCCAACUUCCAUCAUUGAUAUUAUCCAUUCAGGUGAGUGCUUCUCUGUGCGUGAGGGAGUUAAAUUUCCAACUCAAGCAACAUGUGAACGUUGUGGCCACAUUUCUUCCCAGUCAGUAUGUAAAGCUUGUGUUCUCCUUGAGGGCCUUAACAAGGGCAAGCCAAGACUUGGCAUUGGUAAAACUUCUAAGGCCCGAGAACAUAUGGAGGAACUUGCACUCAGGAAGCCUGAAAAUGAAUGCACACAUGACUGUCAAACAUCUGUCAUUGAUUUAGACAGGUUCAAUCUUCAUGUUAAAAAUACAAAUUUGGAAUUUUGAUGACUGUUGAUUAUA
Cherax quadricarinatus is the source of this 1146-nucleotide messenger RNA. The record is from RefSeq and is a predicted model, not a curated record. Lineage: Eukaryota; Metazoa; Arthropoda; Malacostraca; Decapoda; Parastacidae.